Messenger RNA from Pomacea canaliculata, 9910 nucleotides. Its product is annotated as SH2 domain-containing adapter protein B-like. The transcript has 6 exons. Lineage: Eukaryota; Metazoa; Mollusca; Gastropoda; Architaenioglossa; Ampullariidae. Gene Ontology annotation, molecular function: phosphotyrosine residue binding. The record is from RefSeq and is a predicted model, not a curated record. The coding region runs from base 30 to 2000 and encodes 656 amino acids.
CUUGCCCGUUAACAAGGAAGACAAACAACAUGGCAAGACGUACGAAACUUGACAAUCCCCCGAAGGCAAAAGCCCCGCCGUCACCGCAGCCGAGGCAAAAUGGCGUGAGCAGACUGACUAAUGUAAGGCACAAUACAAAAUUUUACAGUGAUGUAUUUGCCGUACCUAACCAGCAGUCGCCGAAGAGGCGUUUAUGUUUUUGGUAUGAAAAUGUUGUACAGAAAGAUCUACCACCUGUAGUUCCCCGCCUUGGUCGAUGUCAUUCAUGCGAUGAAGAGCGGGUAGAUUUCGAAGAAAAUGUUGCAUGCAGAACUAAUUCAUAUACUGACUCAGGUAACAGCAUUGUUGAACAUACUAGCAGUUUCGGCAUGGGUGCAUCACAGUCUUAUUCUCUCACACAUAACUCGAGUCGGAGAGAGAGAGAUACGCGGAUGGCAGAUGGGUUCACAACACCUGUCUUUGCAAAGAAAGAAGCAGACUCGGGAGGAGGGAGGACGCAAACUUCCAGUCCCAAGUCGCUAGCUUCUAGUAUGGCAUAUUCGUCAUCAGAUGGUGAGGAUGAUAUUCCUACAAGUACUUCUAGGUCAGGGCAACGAGAGAUUAAAGACUACACAGAACCACUGGACGCCAAGAAGUUUGUUUGGGGUAAAACUGAGUCUGCAAAGCAUGUUGAGGAAAGUGGUGAGGAAGACACAUUCUACAGCAAGCCAUAUGAGCAUGACAUGCCACACCAGAACAAAAAUCCAAACAGAAUUCCAGGCAAGUCUUUGGUUGUUAGUGACUAUGACAUUCCUCCAUCCAGAGAUGAUGACAACCAUCUAACUAGUGGUGGCUCUACAUCAUCAAUAGCAUCUCUUUCUAAGCAGGGUGGUGCUGGGAGGGGUCGCUCUGGUGAGGACCUAGACAGCGAUCGCUAUAACCAUUCCUCUUUGUCAUCGUUGUCACACCAGACAAGUAACAAUUCUGGAAGUGGAAGCUUGGCAGAAGGUCAGAAGUCGACAUAUGAAGAGCCCUGGGACUUAAAGAGACAGCGGGAAGUAGCCAUGAGAAACCGAGGUGUGCGAAUGAAAUCUGACGACCCGUCAGGUCAAGUGCUGUAUGAGGAGGCAUGGGACACUCCACAGCAACAACAGCGACUAGAAGAAAACCUGAGAUUGGUACGCACACUGUCUGUCACUUCAGACAAGUUUGAAGAUGCUCUGGAGUAUCUCCCUGAAGCCAGUGAGCCGUCACAAAUUAGAGCAAAAGCAGGUAGCAAAAAAACUCAGGACCCAGUAACUGGCGGAACAUAUGAACAAGCGUGGGAUCUGAACAGGGGCCUUGAGGAGAAGCUGCGCAGCCUGCAGUUGAACUGGACGGACAAAGAGUAUGUCCCAAGUGAGACAGACAAUUAUCAGGAGCCCUGGGAUACCGCCAAGAAGCAGCGUGAGCUGGAGGAAAAGCUGCAGAGGGCCUCAAAGGGUAGCAUAGAAAAGUUACAUUUCAAGGACCAGAGGGCUGGUGGGGACUCUCAAAAGGAGAACUGGCCAAGUUCUCAAGCCAUGUCAUCCAGUCAGUCUGCUGAAACAUCAAGUGGAUCACCAUCUUCUAGACGCAGUCAGGCCACCACCUGUUCCAUAGGAGAGCCUAUUAAUGCCAUGAUACCACUUGUCAAUCAGAGCUGGUAUCAUGGGAACAUUUCUCGAGAUGAUGCAGAGCGCAUCCUGAGAGUGUGCAAAGAAGGAAGCUACCUGGUCAGGGACAGCUCCGAUCGCUGCCAUUACACGCUGUGUAUCAAGAGUUCUCGACAGACAAUCAACAUACAGAUUGACCAGUGUGUAGAUGCUUAUGGUAUCACCGUCUAUAUUCUGGGUAAAAACAGCAAAGCCUUUGAAACUAUUCCCAGUAUGAUUGACUACUAUACACACCAUCCAGUUCCAAUUAAAGGUGCAGAGCACACGACUCUUCUUCAUCCAGUGCAUUGUCAAUGGUCUGAAGCAGAUGCUGAGGCUUGGGGCUAAAGGUUAUUUAUCAGCAGUCAAAAAAACACAGUUCUUACCAUGUUGUUUGUUACCCUUUCACCAUCAUGUAUUCUUCAGAAAGGAUUGUCAUUUAUCUUUCAUCCCUUUUAUCUUUCUGAAAACAGAAAGACUGGAACUUGUUCCAACAAGGGAUGAGAGAUACGAAGGUGGAAUUCUAGAGUCAUCUGGAAUGCUGCUGUCAAAAUGCUUAAAACUCUGUCAAUUGUUUUACACAUAAAAGAAGGAGUUGACAAGAGAGACAUAAAAAAAUGUGAUAAGAAGGCUGGAGUGGAUGAUUAUUGGUUCUAUGAAAAGGUCAGCAUGAUUCUAACAGCGGAUAAUGGAGGGCAUGAUUAAUACUAAAGGACAAUGGAGAUGGGAAUGUGAGAUAUGAUCACAGAAGAGGACUAACCCUCAAUCUGCAGAUAAGUAAUUUUGGAUAAAAGUUUUUUGAAUUCCUUAUAUGUGGAGAAAGAACUAGUCUUUGCUGUAGCACUGUCAACUGAUAUGACUGUUGAUUGUGCAGUUGACAAGAAUGCAGCCAUUGUUAAAUCCACUUUUCAUUUGCUGGGCUGGGCCCAGGAAGCAUAAUUUUCAGCUCACCAUACUGUCACCAAAAUGUAUUCAUUUUAUCCUAUUUCAAUUAUUGUACUCAGCCUGAACCCUGUUCCUGAGGGUUGAGACAAUGUCCUGUGUUUAAAUAUUGCAUCUUGUUGCAAGCUGUUUGUAUAAAACACAGGAAGUCUUGAUAUUCCGACUGCUUGAUCAACGUGUAACUUGUUGAUGUCAUAAAGAUACUUGCAAUUUUUAUUGCCUAUUUCAGUUGUUAGAAUCUACUUUUCUUUUCUGUGAGAAAUUAUGGAAUGAUGUGUGGUGGGACUAAAUAAUUUUUUAUGCUGGCAUCUUUGUUUUUGUUUCAGUUUUGCAUGAUAACAUUUGAUUUUUGAUUUCACUUUGUAAGCAAAAAUUUCAAGAUGCACACAGUCAGUGCAACCACUAGGAGGAACUACAGAAACAAGAUGGCUGUUGAAUUCACUUGAGAUAUUUUUCUUGGAGGAUCUUCUCUAUUUGUGGCAUUCUCAUAUACCUGGAAGGUGUAACAAGGCUUGCAUUCAACUUGGAGUGAGGAUAAGCAUUGCAUAUGGCUUGAGGCUUGAAGUGUGCCCCAUGCAUUUAUAACAUAUCUUGAUAUCUUAUCACAUCAUCAUGUUAUAUCUGUUGUCAUGUCUUCAUAUUUUGUAGACUUUAUAAAAGCAUGUGUAAAUCUUGGAGCAGAAAAACUAUGUGACUUUUCAGAUAGGGUACUCGUUUACUGAAUUAUCUUAACUGGUGCCUGCAGUCAUUCUUGUCUGCUUCUGUCACAGGCUGUAGCUCAUAAGACAGUGCUGAUACUUUCUGUAGUCUGUAUGGUGUUGCUUAAAAUUAUAAUAUCAGCACAUUCUAGAAAUUAACUGGUGACUGUUUGCUGGAACAUGGACAACUAAGAGUGCAGCAGAUCUAAGAGACUAAAAAAGUCUUUGUAACAGCAUACAGGGAAAGCAACAUAUUAUGGCAUGAACUGCCAUUUUCUUGUGUCUCAAAACAAAACAGAAAUAGGCAGAGAAUAUGCCAUACAGUAAUUUUUAUGGGACCUUGUUAAACAACAGCUAUCCACAGAUAGUAACUGAUGAUUACUUGCAAUAAAUUAAUCAUCUUAAAGUUAUUAGGACACUGACUAGAUGUAGCCUAAACUGAGUAAACAGCAUUUACUGUUUUGAAACAUUCUUUCUACAAACAUCUUUUAUGGAAAGUGUGACGGAUGAAACUUUAUACCUUUCUCAUGUGCUGUGUUAAAAAAGCACUAUGUUUGUGGUUUUAAAUUGGUGAAGUUAUCCUGACUAGGAUAUGUAGAACAUUGCCACAGAUAAUCUUUGUUUUUUUGAAACAAAUGCUUCCAUCAGUAGCCAAUUUUACUUUUCAAAAAUAAAUAUGUUGGUUUUUGGUUUAGUUGAACAUAAAAUUAUUUUCAUCUUGGUGCUAAACCAAAUAAUGUGAAAUAUUUUAUAUAAAAUAGCCUUUGUCAGUUUAUGAAGGUAGAAUUAAUCCUUUUGAAGAAAUACAGGGGCUAGCAGCCUUUUGCAUGAAAUUCUUCACCAAAUUAUAUUUAUAUCAUCCCACAGCUUUUACAUUUUUUUUUCUGAGUGGCUCAGAAAUGACUUGGGAGAAAGGAGGGAGCAACACUGUGGCAAUAGCUUUGUUUAAACUGAAAUACUCACAUGCUAACCCUGACAGCUUAUCAGUCUCAAAACAGUAACUUCUGUACGUAAUCAUGCAAGAUGAGUUAGUCUAAAUAAAAUUAAUAUUACUUUUUUAUGACACACUGCUUGGUGUUCAUUGUUGAUGUCUUUUCAAGAGAUGGGAGUGUUAAUGUGCACACACGCUCAUGCCUGUUUGUGUUUGAGGCUGUGUGAGCACAUUUCAUUUUGUUAUGCAUGACAGAUUAAAACUACAUUCCCAUUAUAUAUGGCUACCAUAUUUUUUAUAUCAUGCUUGUCUUAGCUCCACAUGUUUCCUGGAGUGGAGAGCUGUGUCCCUGCGAGCAAUGGGCUGUGCCUCUGAAUGCAUCAGAAACCAUCAGAAGUCCUUAUAUUUUUAUUCCUCUAAUUGCUUUUGCAUGUUGUUAUUGGCUUGAUGUGGUGAACUACGGUCUCAAUGACAGGGAGAUGCAAUGUGAUGAAAGGGGGUUAAUUAAUACUGUUGUGGAAGUUGGAUGAACGAUGAUGAAACUGAUACUUCAGCACCAUCACAUAGUUUAUAUUCUUUAAAUGAAGUACUUUGAUUUGAAUGUAUUUGGUGAUUUUAUGUGCAAAAAUGUCUUUCAGUUCCAGUGCUUAGAGUUGAGCACACUGAUAUAAUGACUUUAAUUAUCUUAAGCUUUCAAUCAAAAGUUAACUACAGUAUUCUAUGUUAUUCAUCUUUGCCCUCAUUUUUAUUUUUGAAAGUAACUCUGUAUAUAGUCUUUCCUGUAAACUGUAAGCCAUAAAAUACAAGGAUUACUCCACUGCUAUUCAUCACUCCACAAGAACUAGAAAACUAAGGUUCUGCUGCUCUGAGUUGCUGGUACUUAUGGCCUGACAAUAGGAGACAUAUGUCGUAACAGAUUAUUCAAUAGAUGCCACUGAUUGUCUUGCUUCUGCUGCACUAAAAGUAAGAACUUCUGAAAUAUUGAAUCCAGGCUGUGCGCAUCAACUUUUCUGUCAGAAUAUUGCCAGAAAUUUCAAUGAUCUAGUAUUUUUAUGAUGAGUUUCUCUUCUCUAAGAGUAGCUCUUGAGAGAUGAAUUUUAUAUAUGUGUAGAAUUAUGGAGCAGUGGUGUAACACCUUUUAGGUUUCUUGCAGUAGGCUGAGAAUAUAAUAAGCUGUUCUUCAGCAGCAUCUCCAAAGCAGUGCAUUGCAGGCAGACUGGCUGUGCUUCAGGUUCCAACCUUGUAGUGCCAAAACAAAGAAUAUUUUUAGUUAUCAUGGCCUUCCCCCCCAGAACAACUGAGCACAGUUUGGAGGAAAAUUUCUUUUAAUCCAGACGCAACCAGAUUAGCCAUGAUCCUUUUCCCCACCAAUAUCUUAUAUUCUGAUCUGAGGGAAUGUUAUAAUUAUCAAAGCUCAUUUGCUGAUGUUUGUAGCCUGUUCAAAAAAAAAAAUCUAUUUAAUGGUCUAUACUUUUAAAACACAAUUUUUGGAAAUUAUGUACACAUUUAGGUUACUUUAUCUUCCCCAGAUUUCUCCUUUUAAGCUACUUGAUGACAAAAGCUUUAUUGUUGUGAAAAGUCUAGUGCUUGUAUGCUCUCUUUAGUGUAGUGCAGUGGUGCAUGUAGUUCAGAUCAUGCAGUUGUUUAAUUGUUUAGAGUUUUUAUGAGAAAAGCUUGGGAUCUUAUGUGACAUCAUAUUGUUUGUGUGUUCUAGAGAUGUGCAUAAAAGAGCUUGUUUUUACCUGAUACAUUGUAUUUUAAUGAGUUUAUUUUCUGCACUGUGUUCAGGAGCAACUUUCAGCUCAUACAUUUGUUGUACAAGAAAUUGCAUGUACAGAUAACCACUGAUGACAGAGAUGCCUGUAUAAAAGAGUACUUAAUAAAUAUUGAACAAUCCCUUUUUGGAACUGAAUCACCUCACAAACUUUUCACUGACUCGUUUGCAACGAAGCUUGUCCACAGGCCUUUCAUAACACUGUAAGGAUUUAGAGGCUAUGCUCAAGUUUGUUACUGUUGUUUUCAUUUUAACUCCAAACAUCAAGUUCCUGUGCCAUGUUGUUUCUUGUUAUUUCAACCUCAUUUUUGGCAAUUUUAUGUGAGGCCAUGUCUAAAGUAUGUCUGCUAACAGCAUUGCUGUGUGUGAACAUAUGACAUUUUCAGCUGAAAUGUAAAUAGGAGUGUUGAAAAAUCACAUUAUAUGCAUAAGUGUAACUUCUGUCACACUCUCAUGGUAUGGAGAAUGGAAAGAUGGUGCUUUGGUUUGGUCUGAAAGGACUUUUCACAAUGCCAGCAAGGUGUCUUGAAGCUUCUGAUGUCUUAGUUUUUAACUGUAAAAUCUGUAAUAUUGUAUGAAAAGUCAGCUUACACCUGGGUUUAUCUUGAUUCGAUAGACUUUUAUUCUAAUUGAUCCAGUAGCUUGUGUGUUUUGAAAAGGAGCAUGUUUUGGUUUUUUAACAACUAUAUUUCUGAACAUGCCUUUUAGAUGAAGUGGCAUGAUGAAUAUUCAUGGUGCUUUCCUCCAAGAGCAGUUUUCAUGGGGUUGUUGAAUGAUCUGCUUGAGUUGAAUGAUGAUGGGGGAUGUGACAACUUAAAAAAAAUUAACCACAAAAGAGCCCUAUUUUCAAUUGUUUUAAAAAUAAGCGCUGCCCUUUUUACCUGUUCAGGCUCCUCAGCACUGUCGAAAUGUUUCACAGGUUUGUUGCUUAUGUCUGAAUAUUGCAUUAAAAUGGUGGUUUUUUUUUACAAAAACCUUUUUUAACACACCCUAAUAGCAACCAUGUUCUCUUUAUUGUGAACAUGCAGAGCAAUAAGCAAUUCAAAGGCCUAUCUUUUAUCAAUCAGAGAGGAGCAGGGCCACAUUGUAAAGUACCAAGAUAAAUAUAACUGUCAUCCCAAAGGUAAUGGUGUUUGCCCUCUAAAUAUAGCUUUUCACUAACAUUAGCAUGUUCAUAUAACUGAAUUUUACAAAAGUAUUUUUGUAACUCUGGAAGUGUAAAAUGUAGCAAACAUAAUUUUAAAAAUCAUUGGAAAAUAUCAUUGUCACCAAAUGUAAGAGCCUGUAGUUUAUGUCAUUUGCAGUAAACUUUUCUGCUGAAAUAUUUCACAACAGAUCACAUUUAUGAUUGUUGUUGCCACAGGGUUUUGUCUCCUGGUAUUUUCCGGUGAGUAAACAUGGUUGAAAUGCAUUGUUUCCAUUUGUAUGUCACACAUUAACCAAGUAUUUAGUGUUUUUGCUUUGCAGACCAUUUUAUACCAUCAUACAGUGGUAUAAACACCGCACUAUCACACAUAUCCUCCACAUUCAGACUCCACCAUAUGUGCCAUGUGAAUCUCCUCUGGGCAUAUGAAGUCUGAGUUAAUUUCAUGCCUGCCGUGCUCAACCACGUUUUCUUUUGCAAUUUGUUUGAAAUGUUCAAGAAGAAAUUGAAUGUUUGAAUGUGAAAUUCGAGGUUUAUGUUGAGUGUUAUGACAUUUGCUGCACUGCUGUUGGCAACUUGAUAUAUUUCAUUUUAAUCUUGAAAUAUCUUUUAGAUAUUUACUUUGUUUUUAAUGAAUCAGUAAUUGUAUGGUCUUAAUUGUGCCAAAUUGUAGCUGCUAGAUCUUGUGGUUAAUUCAAGAACUGAUUGUGAACUAUACAAGCAUCGACAACACACCAAAAACUUGUAGGCAUUUUAUUCAGGCUUCCAUAUCUCUAGUUUGAUAAACUUCUCAUGCGAGCAGUGUUUCUGCAUAAACUUAUGAUGGGCUUCACAUUUUAACAAUUGUGCUGUUGUAUUGUCAUCAAGCUGUUGAGAUAUUGCAGUCCUUGACUUCACUUUUCUUGUGUAAACAUUUGCAUUUUGUCUGUAAUUUAUUCCAACACUGUGAAGAUGUUUGAUGUGUUUUUCAUUUCUGUUGGUUUGAUUUGAAGAACCUGGCUGUGUAUGCAUAAUUUAUAGACUCAACUUAGUGCAUUUAUCAGUUUAACCGCUAAACUAAGGACAGCUUUUAGAUGUGGCUGCACGUGUGGGAGAGGAUUCUUUGAAUUGCCAAAUAUUACAAAAAAUGCUGACAGAAACAUGGUGCCUGCCUCCCAAUGCACAUAUGCAUACAUCUUUGUGCAUUUUGUUUCUUUCAUUUCUGUCAGAAGGCAUAGGGUAAAGUCUUUCAGGCUAACCAUAGGUGACAAGCUGAUAGCACCUGAAUGUUAUGCUUGAUGCAUAUAUAUAUUAAUGUUUUUCUAACCCAUAGCUUUCAUUGCAAGUGCAAGAGUUACUAUUGUUCUUUGCAACUUUCCACCAUAAUGGCAACAGUUGUGGCAUUUAUUAUUUUUUUUUUUUCCUGCUUAACCAGACCGAAAAUGAAACUUGAAAGGUAAUCAGGACUACACAUUCAUGGUUAGAUUACCAAGCAUACAAUAGAAAAAUCUCUACCAUAGCUAAAAAUGACCUUAUGGUAUGAGUCCUAGGCUGUUUCAAGCACUAUAUUGCAGAUUUUCAAGAAUUCAGUGUUGAGAACAGACUACCCAAGUUAUAGCCAGGAGUAUGUUCAGUUAUCUUCUCUCUACUAUCUAAAUGCAGAUUUGGUUUACAUUUACAAAAAAGUAUUGCUAGCACUGCUUGUGAUUUCCAGUUAUGCCAAAAGUCAUGUUUUGUACUGAAACUGCAGAAUGGAAUCUGUUCUAGAUUCCAUAUUUUCCAUUGUAUCUGGCAGACAUUUUGCUCACAUCAUAAAGUUUUGAUGAUGAAAGCAUUUUUGUGUGUAGUGCAUUGCAGCCAUUCUCUUUAUUGUAUGUUUACCUGGCUGGUACUUUGUAAACAUUUUCUUUCCUUUGCUUAAGGGUAUGUAUAUUUAUGAUUUUGCUGUAUACACAGUCUAUAUUCACAUGUCAAUGUCUGUGGCAGUUUUGAUAUGUUGUAAACAUUAGACAUUGUUGAUUUGUGUUGUACCAGAGAUAAAUCUCUGCUGUUGCUUUUCUCCUUCUCACUUAACUCAUGAGCAACAUCCAAAUGCAAAGAUGCAAAUAAGUUUGGCAUUGCUUACUUUUAGAUAUGCAGUAUAACUUUAUUACACCAUUCAAUAAUAUUGCAGCUAGCUUCUAGAAAGAAUAUGAAAAUAGUUGAAUAAUGCAAAAGCAUCGGGUAAAUAUUGUAUAGCAAAUACAUUUUUUGAUAAUAUUCUCACAUUAUAUGGCACAUCCAUCUCCCUGACUAAAAAGGGAGAUUAAAUAUUAAGCUACAACACCAAAUUGUAAUUCAAAAUUACAGCAAAUAUUUGUUAUUUUAAGUGAAAUGCAAAUAUAUGCAUAAUAUGUUUGAAGUUACAGUUGAAUGCAGUAUACACGGGUGAAUGCAACAGUAACAGAACACACAACCUUACAUUUUUGCAAGGCAGAAAUACCCCAAAACAAAUCACAAAUGUAGCAAAAAAUUUUCAUUAUUAAUUUUUAUACCUCAAUCAAAAUAAUCUAUAAAAAUAAAGAUAAGGCCAUCAGUAACUGCCAUUUCUUUUUCAGUUUGUCAAAUUUAUCACCUAGCAAAGAAAAUUCUGAGCACUUGGAAAAAUAAUGCUGUCUCCAUUUACAUUUUUCUUCAAGAUUUGUUUUUUGGUGGGGGGUUACAACUUCUGAUAUGUCCGUAUAAAAAUCUAAUGAACACUUACUGGUUAUUUGUUAUGCUUUACUUUGUCAAUAAAAAUAAUAUAUUUUA